Exophiala viscosa is the source of this 780-nucleotide messenger RNA. Its product is annotated as NO signaling/Golgi transport ligand-binding domain-containing protein. Bases 1 to 780 code for a protein of 259 amino acids. The record is from RefSeq and is a predicted model, not a curated record. Gene Ontology annotation, biological process: endoplasmic reticulum to Golgi vesicle-mediated transport. Lineage: Eukaryota; Fungi; Ascomycota; Eurotiomycetes; Chaetothyriales; Herpotrichiellaceae. The transcript has a single exon. Gene Ontology annotation, cellular component: TRAPPIII protein complex; TRAPPII protein complex; TRAPPI protein complex.
AUGCCCUCGUAUCCUCCUCCGCCCUCCCACACAUCCUCCCCAUCGAGGCAUAUCUCCACGUACUCGACGUCCAGCGUGACACUCGCGGGCGGGCAGGGCACAUCCACGCCAAACAGCACUGCCACCACAGCGGCUCUACGCUACCCAUCCACCCGCAAGACAAUCUACGACCGUAACCUGAACCGGUCGCGAAAUGCCGAACUCUCGCGCUCCAGUUUCGCCUAUUUGUUCAUGGAAAUGGUGUCCUACGCGCAGCGCCGAGUCAAAGGGAUAGCGGACUUUGAAAAGAGAUUGAACGAAGAAGGAUACCCGCUCGGCCUGAAACUUCUGGAUCUGCUACUAUACCGCGCCACACCAGCUGGUAGUUCGAGCUCAAGCUCGUCGACAGGGUCAGGUGGGAUUUCCGGCGCCGCGAACCGGCCGUUACGUUUACUCCCUCUACUCACGCUGCUCACGACCAAACUUUAUCCGCUGUUGUUCUCGAGGCCUGCGGACUCGUUGGAACAAUCCACAACAAAUCCGGGGGAGUACAUGAUCAUCGACAACACGCCACUCACGAACCAGUAUAUCUCUGUGCCUAAAGAGAUGAAUCAGUUGAGCGUUGCGGCUUAUAUCGCGGGGAUCAUCGAGGGUGUGUGUGAUGGCGCCGGGUUCGAGUGUAAGGCUUCUGCACAUAAUACGGGGACGGAUGUUUGGCCGAAUCGCACUGUGUUUUUGAUCAAGUUUGAGGACCAUGUGCUGGAACGGGAGAAGGAGCUUGAACGGCAGGGUGUUAAGUGA